Oncorhynchus mykiss (rainbow trout) is the source of this 2185-nucleotide messenger RNA. Lineage: Eukaryota; Metazoa; Chordata; Actinopteri; Salmoniformes; Salmonidae. The record is from RefSeq and is a predicted model, not a curated record.
UGGAGAAACAACUGAUGGAGAGGGAGGGGGAGAGGAAGAGAGAACUUGAGAGUCAGCUUGGAGAAGAUAUGAGAAAAAGAGAAGAGGAAAGAAAGUAUGAGGAGGAAAUGAAAAUGAGGAAACUGGAAGACAUGAAGAAUGAAUUGUUUGGAAAAAUUAGAGAGUUGGAGGAGGAGAGGAAGAGAGAACUUGAGAGUCAGCUUGGAGAAGAUAUGAGAAAAAGAGAAGAGGAAAGAAAGCAUGAGGAGGAAAUGAAAAUGAGGAAACUGGAAGAGGACCUAACGAAAGAAAAGAGGCAGAGACAGAUUGCAGAAGAAAAUAUGACACAUAUGGAGAAACAAAUGAGAGAGCUGGAGGAGAGGGAGGAGGACAGGAAGAGAGAUCUUGAGAGUCAGAUUAGAUAUGAGAAAAGAAAGCACGAAGAAGAAAUAAAAAUGAGGAAACUGGAAGAAAUGAAGAAUGAAUUGUUUGGGAAAAUGAGAAAGUUGGAGGAGGAGAGGAAGAGAGAACUUGAGAGUCAGAUUAGAGAAGAGAAAAGGAAGCACGAAGAGGAAAUGAAAAUUAGGAAACUGGAAGAGGACCUAAUGAAACAAAAGAGGCAGAGACAGAUUGCAGAAGAAAAUAUGACACAUAUGGAGAAACAAAUGAGAGAGCUGGAGGAGAGGGGGGAGGACAGGAAGAGAGAACGUGAGAGUCAGAUUAGAGAAGAGAAAAUAAAGCACGAGGAGGCAAUGAAAAUGAGGAAACUGGAAGGCAUGAAGAAUGAAAUGUUUGGAAAAAUGAGAGAGUUGGAGGAGGAGAGAAAGAGAGAACUUGAGAGUCAGAUUAGAGAAGAGAAAAGAAAGCACGAGGAGGAAAUUAAAAUGAGGAAACUGGAAGACAUGAAGAAUGAAAUGUUUGGAAAAAUGAGAGAGUUGGAGGAGAGGAUGAAAAAGAUGGAAAGACAGCAUGCAGAGAAGACCACGAUGGAGGAGGAGAAGGAGGAAAGAAAGGGGGUGGAAGACACAGUGAGGAUGAAAGAGCUGAACAAGACAGCCUUGGAUGUGUGGGAAUUUCACGUUGGAAGUCAUGAAUGUCCGAAACACAGAAGUGAUUCAGAAUGUUCAGAUUGUGAUGACGGUAAAAGUGCCAAAGCACACCAGAAGAAGACAGACAAAGAGAAGAAUGAAACGAUGGAAGCACUCCUGACUGAGGAAAAAUGUAACAGUAGUGAUGAUGAUGAUGAUGGUUUCACUGAGAUGAAACAAAAGGAUGGACAUAAAAAUAUGCUUGUUGAGGAGAAGGUAACUUCAAAUUACUGUCAGAAUGAUCAACCAGGAAAAGUCAAAGUUCAAAAUGACCUGGCAGGUGAUAUAGACUGGUCAGAGAGUGACUACAGUGAGAUUGAGGUAAUAAUCGACAGUGACACUGAGGACAUUAGUGAAGAAAUAAAGGAAACGGAUGAGGAGGAGGAGGUUGAAGAUAAGACAGAUAUUGAGAGUGAUGUGAGAACAGUAAGAAAUGUGAUAAGAAGUGAAUGUGAGGAUGAUAAGAGUGGGAAACCAAACAUGAAGAAAGGCAUGGUUGACAAAGACAAUACGGACAACAACGUUGAGAAAGAGAAAACAACCCAAAGCAACACAAAGAGAGAGGAGGGUGAGAGAAAAGAGGUUCAAAGCCAAGACACAGAGACAUACAAAACCAAUGGAGCGACAGAAUCUGACGAGCUCACUUUGGCUCCUGGAAAGGGGUCAGAUAGCAAUGACAGUGAGAGGGUCAAAUCCAACCAAGAGAAAGAGAAGGAUGACCAAAAGGACACAGGACAGUUAGAGAGUCAGGAGGAGAAGAAGGAGGACAGGAUACUUGCUGGAGCAGAGGGAGAGACUCAGCAUCCUCAGGAAGACCAAUCGGAAACAUGCAAAGAUUUUUCAAUUUUCGCAGCGGCAAUGGUUAAGAUUCAGGGCCCAGACGAGGAUCAACUAGCAGUUGAAGGAAAGACUAACAACACUCAGACAGACCAGGCAGCAAAGGUCAAAGGUGAAAUGGACCUGGACAAUGACUGGUCAGAGAGUGACAGUGAGACUGCGGAAAUUACAGCUGAUUUUGAGAUUGAUGAGGAAACAGACCAACCAGCAACGUGCGGAGGUAAGAAGACAGUCAGUGGAAUUACAAUGAGGAGUGCUGAUCUUGUUUGACAGCAUGUGAA